Messenger RNA from Pseudoliparis swirei, 3906 nucleotides. It is a transcript of the gene ercc5, whose product is annotated as excision repair cross-complementation group 5. Gene Ontology annotation, cellular component: nucleus. Bases 152 to 3667 code for a protein of 1171 amino acids. Lineage: Eukaryota; Metazoa; Chordata; Actinopteri; Perciformes; Liparidae. The transcript has 14 exons. Gene Ontology annotation, biological process: nucleotide-excision repair. The record is from RefSeq and is a predicted model, not a curated record. Gene Ontology annotation, molecular function: DNA endonuclease activity; single-stranded DNA binding.
AAAACAAGUGCCGCGACAGUUUUGUCAUCAUUCAUCCUCAGUAAUGUCUGAGUUGACUCAAUAAAGUGCUUAAAUUAGUUCUGCACAGGUACAUUUGUCGGGUUUCCGUUUUUGAUAUUCACAUUGUUUCGCGUGCGUUUUGGCAUCUAACAUGGGAGUGCAUGGACUCUGGAGGCUGCUGGAGAGUACAGGGAAACCCGUCAACCCCGAGACUCUGGAGGGGAAGAUCCUGGCCGUUGACAUCAGCAUAUGGCUUAACCAGGCCGUCAAGGGGGUGAGGGACCGUGAAGGCAACAGCGUCCAGAACGCGCACCUGCUCACCCUCUUCCACCGCGUCUGUAAGCUGCUCUUCUUCCGCAUCAGGCCGAUCUUCGUGUUUGACGGGGACGCGCCGCUGCUGAAGAAACAGACCCUGGCUGUGAGGAGGCAGAGGAAGGAGGACUUGAGCCGGGAGUCCAAACAGACCAACGAGAAACUCCUGAAGACAUUCCUGAAGAGACAGGCUAUAAAAGCUGCACUUGGGGACCACAGUAAGGAUCCUCUCCCCAGCCUCUCCACUGUGAGGAGAGAUGAGGUUGAUGACAUAUAUGUUCUACCAGCCCUGCCAGCUGCAGAGGAGAAGGCCAGAAGCAGUUCAGAGGAGGAGGAGGAAGAGAGAGAGUUGGAGGAGACGGAUGACGGUAAUCACAUGUAUCAGGGUGAAUUGUAUGGAGACCCCAACUCAGUGGACAUCAACUCAGAGGAGUUUGCCAGCCUGCCUCCUGAAAUGAAACACGAAAUACUCAAAGAGAUGAAAGAGUUUUCCAAAAGACGCAGGACCAUGUACCACAAACCCCCACAGCGUUCAGGAGACUUUUCCCAGUACCAGUUGGCCGGCCUGCUGCAGAGGAACCAGCUGAACCAACAUCUGAAGGGUGUGGAGAAAGAGAUGAGUCAGCGGAGCGCCGGCAGUGCUCUACAGCUCUGCCAACAGGACGGGGACGAGCAGAGUCACAGUGUAGAGUCACGCCGGCUGGUUUCAGAGGACUAUUCCCACUAUAUCCUUAUUAAUAAAGGCUCCAAAAAGAGUGAAGCUGCCCCUGAGAGCCGUCCGGCAGUUGCCGCCUGGUCCGGGAGCUCCCUGGCAGGCGGCAGCAGACAAGACAGACCCGAGCCCCUGUGGCGUCCUGCCUGUGAGGGAAAGGCACAAGUGGCGGGUCCCUCCUCAGAACCCUCCAGGCCCUUGGUGUCGAAACCGACACGGGGGGACGCAUCACCACCCUCCCCUCGGACUCUUAAAGCGAUCCGGGCUGCAAUGAACGACAGCUCGGAGGAGGAGACGCUGGAGCAGGACAAGAAAGAUGGUAGCGUGUCCCCGCGUACCCUGCUGGCCAUCCAACAAGCUCUCGCUGAGGAGGAAGACAGCCCAAGCACUAAAAUGAAGGCCAAAACAACCCACGCUGUGCCACAAGUGGUCAUCAGCUGCUCAGAGGAAGAGGGAGAACCUGAUGUUGUGAACUCUCUGCCUCAUGAAAAAUCUGAUUUUAAGGAGAACCCUGCAGUCCAACGUUUACAGGCGGAAGAUGGUUUGUUCACUAGUAGUUCCGAAGAUGAGACGGAGUGCACGGUGGGUCGGAGAGAUGAAGCACUUUGCUUUGCAGCGCCGCAAAAAACUCAAAUGAAGUCAGAAACGGAGACAAAACAAAGAGAUUUGGCGGAGGACAUAGGGCUGGGAAAUAGAGGACAGACGGAGAAACACAAAGAGCUGAUCACAAAGACAAACGCUGUGGCUGCUUUCAAUCGAAACACAUUAUCCACCAAUCUCCGUGCUCAGCCAUGUGCGGAGACCGAAAUGCAUCCUGGGCCAUUGAAGCAGAGGAGCGACGAGGUGACCGACGCUCUGGAGGAGAGGAGCGGAGACGAUGUGAAGUCCGAGGGCGGUGAGAAGAGCGAGUCAGGAGAGAGCUUCAUCGAGGUGUCGGACGAAGAAUUUCUCGAGGAGGGUGCAGAGGAUUCACUUCCAAUGGAUGGGAUGAAAGGAUCUCCCAGUGAGGUCCAUAAAGAGGAGAACAAGCAGGAAGAUGGUUUGAAAAAGGCUUCUGGUAGUCCGGCCGCUGAUUCUGUAGAGAAGGAGGAUGAGGAGGAGGAGGAGCAGGAGGAUGACGAUGUCGACGACGAGGAGGACGAUGACAAAAAGAGACAGACUGAGGAGAAAGACUCAAAGGAGGGAACAGAGACCGAAUCCAGCUCAACGCCGGCGGUAAAUGAAUGGGAACACUUUGACAUGGAUGAGCUGGAGGCUCUGGAGAGCUCUCUGCAGGCGGAGCAGAGCAGCCUGCGGGGGCUGAAGCAGCAGCAGGAGAGGAUGGCCAACACCGUCACUGGGCAGAUGCACCUGGAGAGCCAGGAGCUGCUGCGGCUGUUCGGUGUGCCGUUCCUGGUGGCGCCGACGGAGGCCGAGGCUCAGUGUGCAGCACUCGACCGCGCAGACCACACUCACGGGACCAUCACGGACGACUCUGACGUGUGGCUGUUUGGAGGGAGACACGUCUACCGGAACUUCUUCAGCCAGAACAAACAUGUUGAACACUACCAGUUCAGUGACAUGCAGAACCAACUGGGUCUGGACCGGACUAAACUGAUCAACCUGGCUUACCUGCUGGGAAGUGACUACACAGAGGGCGUGCCGGGGGUCGGAUAUGUGACUGGCAUGGAGAUACUGAAUGAGUUCCCAGGGUCGGGCCUGGAGCCGCUCACACAGUUCAGGGAAUGGUGGUCAGAGGUUCAGGAGAAGAAGCGCCUAGUGGCCGACCCUCGGGAUACGAAGGUCAAGAAGAAAUUGAGGGACCUAAAACUGUAUCCUGGGUUCCCGAACCCUGCGGUGGCUCAGGCUUACCUGCAACCUGCCGUGGACCAGUCAGACAAUGUCUUCAGCUGGGGGCGUCCACAACUCGACAAGAUCCAAGAAUAUCCUUUCCGUGUGUAUUUGUGUGUGUUUGUGUGCAUAUUCAUGAUAAUGUUACGUUUCGUGAACCAGUCGUUUACAUUCUGCAUGAGUCGUUUCGGCUGGAGCAGUCGGAGGACAGAGGAGACGCUUCAGCCCGUGAUCAAGCAGCUCAACUCCCAGCAGACUCAGUUUCGGAUCGACUCGUUCUUCCGCUUGGAGCAACAGGAGAAGCAGGCGAUCCACAGCCAGCGACUGCUCAGAGCCGUCACCUGCUUGAAGAGGAAGGAGAGAAAAGGAGGAGAUGAGGAAGAGGAGGACGGUGACGAGGAAAGGCCCUCCCCAGCCAAAACUAAGAAAGGAAAGGCAGCAAGCAAGAGUCCGAAGAAAGGAGGAGGAGGAGGAAGAGGAGGAGGAGGAGAGAGAGAAGAGGAGAGGUCUGUGGCAGGAGGAGGGUUUCUGGGGUCGGAGGUCAUUGUUGAAUCUCCUCUUCCACGUCUGAAGGAAGUGAGCAGCACCAGCCAGGAGUCUGUCUCAGCGAAGGCUUCCCCCCGGUCUACUAAGACUGUACCUCAGCGGGCAAAGAGGAGCUGCACCAGCUCUAGUGGAGAUAGCGACGAUGGCGGGGAAGUUGCUAUGGUUACAGCCCGACCCGUCUUCGACAGCAGCCAACGAGGCCGUGGAGCGAAAAGCACGCGAGGGAGCGGAAGCAAGAGAGGAAGAGGAAGGGGGAAGAAGUUGUGACUGGAUGCCAAACAGAAACAGUUGUGUUGUAAAACAUAUCACACACUCCCAAAUCAUGUCUGUGAUAUUAUGUUUGAUAUUUACAAAGGAAAUGGGGAAAGAAUCAUGUAAUGAAUGGAGCUUUUUUCUCUAUUAUACAAUAUAUUUGUUUUCAACUGACAUGACUGAAAAUACUUCUUCAUAUGUUUAGAGAUUUAUGACGUAUGAGAAUAUUUUUGCAUUAAAUCUUUGACCGCAAA